Messenger RNA from Symphalangus syndactylus (siamang), 3117 nucleotides. RefSeq names its product HHIP like 1 (gene HHIPL1). Gene Ontology annotation, cellular component: membrane. Lineage: Eukaryota; Metazoa; Chordata; Mammalia; Primates; Hylobatidae. The record is from RefSeq and is a predicted model, not a curated record.
UUCUGCGCCGCGUCCCUCUUCCUUCAGUCCCGCCGCUUGUCCCCGACCAGAGGUGACCUCCUAGAAGGGGAGGUCCCCAAACUCGAGGCCCUGCGUGUAAGGAAGGGGAGCGCCCGCCCCUUCCCCGCCGCCGCGAGCGCCCCGGGAGGGGACCGGGGCUGCCGUCCCUCCGCCUCUUCCCCCGCGGGGCGAAGCGAUGGCCCGGGCCGGAGCCGGGGCGCUGCUGGCGCUUUGGGUGCUCGGGGCCGCCGCGCAUCCGCAGUGCCUGGACUUCAGGCCGCCCUUCCGGCCGCCGCAGCCGCUGCGCCUCUGCGCGCAGUACUCGGACUUCGGCUGCUGCGAUGAGGGGCGCGACGCCGAGCUGACCCGCCGCUUCUGGGCCCUGGCGAGCCGCGUGGACGCCGCCGAGUGGGCCGCGUGCGCCGGCUACGCGAGGGACCUGCUGUGCCAGGAAUGCUCGCCGUAUGCAGCCCACCUCUAUGACGCCGAGGACCCAUUCACGCCCCUGCGCACGGUGCCCGGGCUGUGCCAGGACUACUGCCUGGACAUGUGGCAUAAGUGCCGGGGGCUGUUCCGUCACCUCUCAACUGACCAGGAGCUCUGGGCACUGGAGGGCAACCGUGCCAGGUUCUGCCGCUACCUGUCCCUGGAUGACACGGACUACUGCUUCCCUUACCUGCUGGUCAACAAGAACCUCAACUCAAACCUGGGCCACGUGGUAGCCGAUGCCAAGGGCUGCCUGCAGCUGUGCCUGGAGGAGGUGGCCAACGGGCUGCGCAACCCCGUGGCCAUGGUCCAUGCCAGGGAUGGCACCCACCGCUUCUUCGUGGCCGAGCAGGUGGGGCUGGUGUGGGCCUACCUGCCCGACCGCUCGAGGCUGGAGAAGCCUUUCCUGAACAUCAGCCGGGCGGUGCUCACCUCGCCCUGGGAGGGUGACGAGCGCGGCUUCCUGGGCCUUGCCUUCCACCCCAGCUUCCGGCACAACCGCAGGCUCUACGUCUACUACUCAGUGGGUAUCCGCAGCAGUGAGUGGAUCCGCAUCAGCGAGUUCAGAGUCUCUGCGGAUGACAAGAACGCCGUGGACCACAGCUCUGAGAGGGUAAUCCUGGAGGUCAAAGAACCAGCCUCAAACCACAACGGGGGCCAGCUGCUUUUCGGGGAUGACGGGUACCUCUACAUCUUCACUGGAGAUGGCGGGAUGGCCGGAGACCCCUUUGGGACAUUUGGAAAUGCCCAAAACAAGUCGGCGCUGCUGGGCAAGGUGCUGCGCAUCGACGUGGACCGUAAGGAGCGCGGCCUUCCCUACGGCAUCCCGCCCGACAACCCGUUCGUGGGCGACCCCGCGGCGCAUCCCGAAGUCUACGCCCUGGGCGUGCGCAACAUGUGGCGCUGCUCCUUCGACCGUGGCGACCUCUCCUCGGGCGCUGGCCGCGGGCGCCUCUUCUGCGGCGACGUGGGCCAGAACAAGUUCGAGGAGGUGGACCUGGUGGAGCGCGGCGGCAACUAUGGCUGGCGCGCGCGCGAAGGGUUCGAGUGCUACGACCGCAGCCUGUGCGCCAACUCCUCCCUCAAUGACUUGCUGCCGAUUUUCGCCUACCCGCACACGAUUGGCAAGUCGGUCACAGGGGGCUACGUGUACCGGGGCUGCGAGUACCCCAACCUGAACGGCCUCUACAUUUUUGGGGAUUUCAUGAGCGGGCGUCUGAUGUCCCUCCAAGAGAACCCAGGGACAGGCCAGUGGCAGUACAGUGAGAUCUGCAUGGGCCACGGCCAGACCUGUGAGUUCCCAGGCCUCAUCAACAACUACUACCCAUACAUCAUCUCCUUCGGGGAGGACGAGGCUGGGGAGCUGUACUUCAUGUCGACAGGGGAGCCGAGUGCCACAGCUCCACGCGGGGUUGUCUACAAAAUUAUUGACCCAUCCAGGCGGGCACCACCUGGCAAAUGUCAGAUCCAGCCUGCUCAGGUGAAGAUCAGAAGCCGCCUCAUCCCCUUUGUGCCCAAAGAAAAGUUCAUCCCGAAGACACGGAGCACCCCGCGGCCUACAGCGCGGGCGCCCACGCGGGCGCCCCGCCGAGGGCGCCCCACGGCCGCUCCACCCGCGCCCACCCCGCGGCCAGCGCGGUCCACCCAGCAGCCAGGGAGCCGGAGGGGCGGCGGGCGGCGGCGGGGGCGGCUGAACUCGGCGAGCCGGGCGUUCCGGGAUGGUGAGGUGCGCCUGGUGCGGCCCGCGGGCCUGAGCUCUGGCAGCGGGCGCGUGGAGGUGUUCGUGGGCGGACGCUGGGGCACCGUGUGCGACGACUCCUGGAACAUCAACGGCGCCGCCGUUGUGUGUCGCCAGCUGGGGUUUGCCUACGCCGUGCGCGCCGUCAAGAGCGCCGAGUUCGGCCAGGGCGGCUCGCUGCCCAUUCUGCUGGACAAUGUGCGCUGCGCGGGCUGGGAGCGGAACCUGCUGGAGUGCCAGCACAACGGCGUGGGCACCCACAACUGCGAGCACGACGAGGAUGCGGGUGUCGUGUGCAGCCACCAGAACCCCGACCUGUAGGCAACACGCCGCUGCCCCCAGGCCAUCCCGCCGGCGGGGGAGCCUGGCAGGGGCCGCUCCACCCUGUGUGCGCCCAGCGGGUGCACACGCGUUCUAGAGUGAAGGGGGUGCGAGUGUGUGCUGUCCUGGGGACAUGUGUGAGGCGCUGCAGUGCAUGUGUGUCCUCUGCAGAUCCAAGGCAGGAGUGUGUGUUGGGGACGGUGUGGGUCUGGGAGUGCAUGGUCCAUCAUGGGCCGGAGGAGUUCCUUUCUUACCUCCAAGCAUUCCAGACACCAGCAGGAACAGCAACCGGGCUGUGGGACCCUGAGGAGGGAGGACAGCCAGGCUUCGAGGACGGACAUGGCCCCUGGCUGUGCUAACAGAGGCACAGCUUGCAGACUGAGGGCGGUGGGGGGAACCAGGCUUGUCCUGCCCACAGCUGGAAUGGAAAGUGCCAGAACAGCUGGAGGGUGGCCUGAGAAAUGUGGCCCAGAGAGCAUGGCCUGGUGCCUGCAUCCCCCCACCCCCGCCCCCGCCCCCGGCAGUCAGAGGCGCUGGAGAGAACUGGAAGGCAUCCAGUGGGGAAGGGAAAG